This is a messenger RNA of Seriola aureovittata, 14274 nucleotides long. RefSeq names its product plasma membrane calcium-transporting ATPase 1-like. The transcript has 22 exons. Gene Ontology annotation, molecular function: PDZ domain binding; ATP binding; P-type calcium transporter activity. Gene Ontology annotation, biological process: calcium ion transmembrane transport; regulation of cytosolic calcium ion concentration. Bases 1717 to 5388 code for a protein of 1223 amino acids. Lineage: Eukaryota; Metazoa; Chordata; Actinopteri; Carangiformes; Carangidae. Gene Ontology annotation, cellular component: membrane; intracellular membrane-bounded organelle. The record is from RefSeq and is a predicted model, not a curated record.
UUCUCCCAGGGGCACAGAAUAAAUGAAUGACAACAACAAGUAAAUAUAAUUCUGCUCUUCAAAAUAGUAUUCAGGUUGACUGACUUCUUUUUUUUUUUUUUUACCUGCUCCCAAAAUUACUCCAAUGAUUUAUUAAUUUAUUAUUUAUUAAUAAACAAAUUUUAUCUCAAAAUAUUAAAACCUCUUGAAAUAUUGUAUCUUUAUUCUUAAAACAUUGCAAUUUUUUAUUUUGAAUUUUUUUAUUACAACUUUAUUGUCAAAAUACUGUGAUUUUUAUCUCAAGUUUUUUUUAACUUUAUUCUCAGAAUAUUGUACUUUUCUCUUUUGCUUGUAAUAUAUGAACAUAUUCUAGAAAUAGUACUUUUUUUCUCACAUCAUUUUCCCCCUCAAAAUAUAUGACCUUUCUGACCUUUUGAAAUAGUACAGCUCUAUGAAAAGAUUUUCUACUUUAAUACUUAUAACUUAUACUUAUAACUUGAAAUAACUUUUUAUUGUGCAACUCAUUCUAGAUAUAUUAACACUUUUUUAAAUCAAAAUAUUGAGUCCCUUUCUGGAAAUAGGCUAUUAUUUUUUUGACAGAUAGCCUAUAUUUUUUAGAUUAACUUCCUCCUUCUUGAUAUUGUCCAUUGGGAAAAAAAAGGAGAACUGAAUUGAGAGUGUCUCAUCAUUUAAAUUAUUUCCCUUUGGCGGAAAUGAGCCUCCAUACAUUACUCCGGAAUAGAUCCAGAUGUGGGUUUGGUGGUUCCUUCCUCUCAAGUUUCCAGGGCUUCAGCCUGGAUCUUCUCCCCGGGCUUGGUGCUCUCGAUAGUUCGGGCUCGGUUUCAGCUUCAGCUUGAUUACCUCAUUAAUUCAUAGAUCCACCUUAAAAACUGUAUAAUCCCGGGCUGGUCCCUCCCUCCCUCACUCUCUCGCGGUCUCCAGCACCAGUUCACCUCCCUCUGUCAGUUCCCCCAGCUCACCAGGAAAAGACGCUGGUCCGGACGUUGGGUCUUUUCUCUGGUCCUGUUUGAAUGUGUCGGACCCCCCCCUCACCCCCCUCUCCCCCAGUCCCACCCACCGCUCUGCAACACAUACACACUACCAGUGCUCAUUUACUGGAUCUGCUCUUUGUUAUCAGAGCGUUUCCCUCCUCUGCUUUUUAUUUCAAGAGAGAGGGGGGAGUUUAUUUUCCCUUUUACCGGAUUGAUUUCUGACUGAAUCUGGAUCUGGUUUGUUUUCCUUCCUCUGGGCAGCCGCUGCAGGGACCAGAGCCGACGCUUCGGCGAACGUAAUUACAGUCAAAUAAACUGGUUUAAACGUCGGAACAAAGGAACGGUGAAGAUUUCCCCCCUCACCCGGUGUGUCAAUCAUUUUUCCCCACCGCAGUUGUCAACUUGGAGCCCUGGCGGGAAAUGGACAAACCCCUUUAAACUGAAGACGCUGCUCGCCGCUCACCAAACACAACCGCAGGACGUGAUUUGGACGAGGAUCCCCGGAGUGGAGCGACAAACCAGAGGACCAUGUUUACUCCCGUUUCCAUGAUAAACAAGAAGAGCACGCACGCCCAGGUCAGGAGCUAACGUCAGUGUCCGUCUCCUCCGCCUGCAUCCUGUGAGAACUACACGACCCACAAUUCCUGUGAACCGACGACGCAAUUUAGAUUAGAUUAACAAAGAAACUCAAGAGGAACAACAGCUACAACAACUCCACCACAAAACUUCUGUGAAGAGGACCAAUAUGGCCAACAACACGGCAGACCACCCUCCGGGGAAUUCGGUUGCCGAGGGCAACCAUGACGGGGACUUUGGCGUAGCCGUGACGGAUCUGAGGGGCCUGAUGGAGCUGCGGAGCGCCGAGGCUGUCAACAAGAUACGGGACACGUACGGAGACGUGCAGGGCCUCUGCCGCCGCCUGAAAACAUCACCGAUAGAAGGUCUGUCUGGUAACCCCGUCGAUCUGGAGAAACGUCACACGUCGUUUGGAAAAAACUUCAUCCCGCCCAAGAAGGCCAAGACGUUCCUGCAGCUGGUGUGGGAGGCUCUGCAAGAUGUCACGCUUAUAAUCCUGGAGAUCGCUGCCAUCAUCUCGCUGGGCCUGUCCUUCUACCAUCCACCCGGGGGUGACACUGAAGCAUGUGGCGAGGUCGCAGGCGGUGCCGAGGACGAGGGCGAGGCUCAGGCUGGCUGGAUCGAGGGUGCCGCCAUCUUGUUCUCGGUCAUCAUCGUUGUCCUGGUGACGGCCUUCAACGACUGGUCCAAGGAGAAGCAGUUCCGUGGACUGCAGAGUCGCAUCGAGCAGGAACAAAAGUUCACCGUCAUCCGCAAAAGCCAGGUCAUCCAGAUCCCCGUGGCCGAGAUCGUGGUGGGAGAUAUUGCACAGAUCAAAUACGGAGACCUGCUGCCUGCUGAUGGGAUCCUGAUCCAAGGCAACGAUCUGAAGAUUGACGAGAGCUCCCUGACCGGAGAAUCCGACCAUGUCCGCAAGUCUCUGGAGAAAGACCCCAUGCUGCUGUCCGGAACCCACGUGAUGGAGGGAUCGGGCAGGAUGGUGGUGUCAGCCGUCGGCCUCAACUCUCAAACCGGCAUUAUCUUUACUCUCCUGGGUGCCGGUGAGAGCGACGAAGAGAAGAAGGUCAAGAAAAGUAAAAAACAAGGACCCACUGAAAAUCGCAAUAAAGCCAAGACCCAGGAUGGCAUCGCCCUGGAGAUCCAGCCGCUGAAGAGCGAGGAGGCCGCCGAGUCAGAUGAGAAGGAGGAGGUGAAACCGGUGAAGAAGGUCAACGUGACAAAGAAGGAGAAGUCAGUGCUGCAGGGCAAACUGACCAGGCUGGCUGUGCAGAUUGGGAAGGCUGGUCUGAUCAUGUCAGCCGUGACCGUCAUCAUCCUCAUCCUCUACUUUGUGAUCGACACCUUCGGGAUCCAGGGUCGGUCCUGGGUGGCUGAGUGCACCCCCAUCUACAUCCAGUACUUUGUCAAGUUCUUCAUCAUUGGCGUGACAGUGCUGGUGGUGGCUGUUCCUGAGGGGCUGCCGCUUGCUGUCACCAUCUCUCUGGCCUACUCUGUCAAGAAAAUGAUGAAAGACAACAAUCUGGUGCGUCAUCUGGACGCCUGCGAGACCAUGGGCAACGCCACGGCCAUCUGUUCGGACAAGACGGGCACACUGACCAUGAACCGGAUGACGGUGGUGCAGGCGUACAUCGGCGACACACACUACAAAACUGUCCCUGAACCAGAUGUCAUAAAACCAGAGACUCUGGAAGUGAUGGUCAACAGCAUCUCCAUUAACUCGGCAUACACAACAAAGAUCCUGCCUCCCGAAAAAGAAGGCGGCCUCCCCCGCCACGUGGGCAACAAAACCGAGUGUGCUCUGCUGGGCCUGGUGCUGGAGCUGAAGAGGGAUUACCAGCCAAUCAGAGACGAGGUCCCCGAAGAGAGCCUCUACAAGGUUUACACCUUCAACUCCUCCCGCAAGUCCAUGAGCACAGUGCUGAAGAACGCUGACGGAGGCUUCCGCAUGUACAGCAAAGGAGCGUCAGAGAUCGUCCUGAGGAAAUGCUCUCGUAUCUUGGAUGCCCAGGGUCAGCCUCGCGUCUUCAAGCCGAAGGACCGCGACGAGAUGGUGCACAAGGUGAUCGAGCCGAUGGCGUGCGACGGGCUGAGGACCAUCUGCGUGGCCUACAGGGACUUUCCCGCCGAGGCCGGAGAGCCAGACUGGGACAUCGAGAACGACAUCCUGAACGAGCUCACCUGCAUCGCCGUGGUCGGCAUCGAGGACCCCGUCAGACCUGAGGUACCUGAGGCUAUUUCUAAGUGCCAGCGUGCAGGCAUCACCGUACGCAUGGUUACUGGAGAUAACAUUAACACAGCCCGCGCCAUUGCAACCAAGUGUGGCAUCCUGCUGCCCGGGGAGGAUUUCCUGUGUAUGGAGGGCAAAGAGUUCAACCAGCAGAUCAGAAACGACAAGGGAGAGGUGGAACAAGAGCGUCUGGACAAAGUUUGGCCCAAGCUGCGCGUUCUGGCUCGUUCCUCACCGACAGACAAACACACUCUGGUCAAAGGCAUCAUUGACAGCACGGUGGGUGAAACCCGACAGGUGGUGGCAGUGACGGGAGACGGCACCAACGACGGGCCCGCCCUCAAAAAAGCUGAUGUUGGCUUUGCCAUGGGAAUUGCCGGCACAGAUGUUGCGAAGGAAGCGUCUGACAUCAUAUUAACUGACGACAACUUCACAAGCAUCGUCAAGGCCGUGAUGUGGGGGAGGAACGUCUAUGACAGUAUCUCUAAAUUCCUGCAAUUCCAACUGACUGUCAACGUGGUGGCUGUGAUCGUGGCGUUCACCGGCGCCUGCAUCACACAGGAUUCCCCUUUGAAGGCCGUCCAGAUGCUCUGGGUGAACCUCAUCAUGGACACUCUGGCGUCUCUCGCUCUGGCCACCGAGCCGCCCACCGAGUCUCUGCUGCUACGUAAACCCUACGGCCGCGACAAGCCGCUCAUCUCUAGGACCAUGAUGAAGAACAUCCUGGGCCACGCCGUGUACCAGCUCGUCAUCAUCUUCACCCUGCUCUUCGCUGGUGAGAAGUUUUUUGACAUCGACAGUGGCCGCAACACUCCCCUGCACUCGCCGCCAUCAGAACACUACACCAUCGUGUUCAACGUGUUUGUCAUGAUGCAGCUCUUCAAUGAAAUCAAUGCCAGGAAGAUCCACGGAGAGAGGAACGUGUUCGAGGGCAUCUACAGGAACCCCAUCUUCUGCAGCGUGGUACUGGGCACCUUCGCCCUGCAGAUCGUCAUCGUUCAGUUCGGAGGGAAGCCGUUCUCCUGCACGGCUCUGACCAUUGACCAGUGGCUGUGGUGUGUGUUCAUCGGUGUGGGAGAGCUGCUGUGGGGACAGCUGAUCUCGGCCAUCCCAACUCACCACCUGAAGUUCCUGAAGGAGGCGGGUCACGGCAUCACGAAGGAGGAGAUCCACGAGGAGGAGCUGACGGAGGGCGCCGACGAGAUCGACCACGCCGAGAUGGAGCUGAGGAGAGGCCAGAUCCUCUGGUUCAGAGGCCUGAACCGCAUCCAGACGCAGAUGGAUGUGGUCUAUACCUUCCAGACAGGCCAGGCGGCGGUGCCAGGUGCCCUGCGCCGCCAGCCGUCCGUCGUCAGCCAGCACAAUGACAUUAAGGUGGUCAACGCGUUCCGUAGCUCCCUGUACGAGGGGCUGGAGAGCCCAGAGUCCCGUAGCUCCAUCCACAGCUUCAUGGCCCAUCCCGAGUUCGUCCCCCUGUCCGAGGAGGAGGCUCGCAUCCCCCCCAUCGAGGAGACCGGAGAUGAGAUCGACCCCCUCCCCAGUGCCUCCUCUGGGGCGAGGGGAGGAGGAGAGCCACCCAGCGUCUUCCCCCACAGCCGCGAGUCAUCCAUCUGAGCUGCUCCUCCUCCCUCCUCCUCCUCAUUCUUCCUCAUCAACAUCCUAUGUGUCAUUCCACCAACUGAACUGUCGCACUGAGGGGGGAAGUCAUCACUCUGCUCAUCCCCUCAUUCUGCACGCACACAUGCUUCACAUCGUCUUCGCGCCCCCCCCCCCCUCUCAAUUAUUCCUGCCACGUUGUGUUUUUCAUACUGACUGUGGCGUUGUUCUGCCUGUAAGUUUGGAAGGCCUGUUCUUUUGUCCAUCCGUGUAUAUUUUUUACUUGAUAAUCCUUUUGAAAAGCUUUUAAACCAUUUUGGGUUCGAUCCUUGUGGGACUCGCAGCAGCAUGUCUUUGUUCUGUACUCGCUUCAUUCCUGCGUAACGUUCUCAAAAACAGCACCGAACUUUUCAAAGAGUGCAGUGAUUCUCAUGUACAUACGCUUCCGCUCUUCUACACAGCUAACAGCCGGGUUUGGUGAUCAGAAGAUUUUUAGGCAAAUGCAAAAAUGUAACCUUUUUUUUGUUUGUUUUCUUUUGUUUUCUUUCUUUUUUUUUUUUUUUUAGAUGUUUAGCAAUUAUGUUUUUAAAACCUCUAACGAAUGUUAAUUGAUAGUUGAUUCAAACUCCUGAGAAUGUCUUGUGAGUGUGACACUACAGUCUUCAAGGUUCAACUGUUUAAAAAAAAAAAAUGUUCUUCCCUUUAUCGUGUCUGUAUGUGUUGGUUUUUCUUUUUAGCUGCUGUGUUGCAUGUGGAAAGACAGAAUGUUUACUACUCAAAAAUAUCGAACAUAGCGGCGUCCAGAGAGGGCUCGCUUUCUGCUCAGUGGGAGUCUGACCUCAUCUCAUGCAGCGGUUCUCUCAGACCCUCCCCCGGUACACCCACAGUGUCGAUAGGAAACAGGAGCGUGGCUCGUACUCGCCCUCUAGUAGGAUGCAUGUUAUGUUUCAUUCGUGUUGAGUCGCAUGAAAACUUAGGAAUGAAUAUUUGGGAUUCUGUUUAGACAACCAUCUGUGUGUGUUGGUGUGCAGCAGCGCCUGCUCGGAGCGCCGUGAACUUCCUGUGUGUAGGACUGAACAUCAUGUUACCGCAACAGGACUGAGACAAACUCAUCAAUACUCAGCAAACACAGAGGAAACUGUAGCAGGGCUGUUAGAGCCCUGUUGUACUUGACAGCAGAGCAGUCGGUGUCUGCGUACAGUCCAUGUGCUCCUAGAUUUUGCAGAUCAUGACUAAGGGGUUCACCCAUAAAUACCCAUGCAGGUCUGUGAGGUCCUAGAGCCCCUCCCUGCUCAGACCGGCCCUCUCCUCACUGGGCGACUGUGCACUGAACUAGGUUAACAGAUACACUGACAGAUACAGAUACAUUUCGUCCCUCCUGACAGGCUCUUGUUAGAAAAGACCCACCCUGUUGAAGUGUGGCAACCAAUCAGAAUUGACACAUUCCAACCUUCGACCAUGACAUUGUGAUUUUUGUGACAUUGGGACCACGCUAACCACUGCCCCCGCCAUGCGCCACCACUCGUCUAGGACAGGGUAGCCCCAACCCAGCUCGUCUUCCCCCCCAGUAACGUCCUUCCCGUCCAGAAGUGUCUCCAGACCAGGUGGAAUGUAAUAAUCCCUGCAGUGUCUUCUAACAGCAGCCGGGCGUGUCCUCCCAGAUGUGCGUGCGCAGAACACGUCCACAAGGGGGCGCCCUGAUCGGGCGGUAAACCGCAUCAGCGCAAAGGAGCAGCAGGUCUCCUCCGAGCUCUUCCUGCAUGUCUGAGCUCCUCACCCUGCCUGCAAGGCUGAGCCCAGACGCUCUGCAGAGGAAAACUCAUUUCAGCUGCCUGUAUCCGCAAUCUCAGAGGCUGUAGGUGAGGUUACAGGUCAGUUCUGUACACUGUCCUCAUUACUGCAGAAACUCAAGCUUACCCCUGCUGUUGAAUUUCAAUGAGUCGGAUUGAUGUCAAAGCCUAACAGGAGCUUUUCUUCUUCUGUUAUUAUCCUCGAGAUUCUCGACUUCUCCGCACAUCUCUGUACAUUCUCGGGAUUAACAAGUUUUCACUAAAGUUUGCAAGUUUGUUCAGCCUAGAUCAAGUUCACAUCUCACAAGUCCCCACCCACCUCUCAAAUUUGAUCCAUGUUGAGUCUGAAUGUGCAGCAACACAGGAAGGACCAUAGUAUCGAUGAGUCUAUUUGUGUCAGUGCAGGUGUGUUCAGUUUAACAGACAGGAAGUGAAUGUCUCUCUGAACGGGGUCUGGAUUGUCGGUCUGUGUUGAAGACAAAUCUUAGUUCCACUUCUGAUUUCUGUUUCCCUUGUUUGUCAGAUUUUAUGAGCAGAGAAUAAAUCAGCUGUCAGUGACAUCCCGCAGCCAGCAGCAGAGGAGGUGUUCGGUCAUCAUCAUCCCUCUCUUGCUCUGCUGUGUUUGAUUAACAGACGUCAGUGUGUGGCGGCCACGCUGAGGUUUUACGUAGAGAUAAAUCCACUGUGUGUCCCUGCUGCCGCUCAGCACUUCCUGCCUGCCGUUGUCCGCAGAUUACUGUCUUAAAAGAAGAAGGAAUCAUCCUCCAAUCAGAAGCAGCGAUGUGUCUAAUCCCCUCUCUUAGUCUGACUAGCAGCCAUCAACCGAUCUAUGAACUAGGACACGUUAUUGAAGUAAUGUGCUACUACUGCCAUAUUUCCAACUUUUUGUCAUGACUAGGUUCUUCCUCUCCCCUCUGAUGAGCUUUUUCUAUGUAACUCAGAGCCAUAUUUUAUAGGUUGUCUGUAUUGUUUUUUAUCUCAUUGUUAUUGAGGUUUCCUUUGGACUUUCUCACCCUUGAAACCGCCCCAUCCCCCACCCCCCCCCCACUCCACCCCCACCGCCUCCCCUCCCCUCCCCUCCCCUGGCCCUUUACUCCAAACAUGACCAAAAAGCAAGGAGAAAAUCUUCAGUCGUCACUGCCGAACCAAGUUUAAAGGACCUCUACAAUGUUUACAUGAAAAGCGAGUGGGUGGCAGUUCGCCUGCGCUUCUCUCAUCCGACCACUUCCCUUUCAUUCCCUUGCUUUCCUGAAUCUUAGAGUUACUAUUUAACUAAAUGGGGAAUCUUUCUUGCAUGGUUUUCAUAUAAAAUUCAAUGUUUUGCUCAUUUUUUUACAAUUCUUCUGUAUUUUUAUAUUAAGUACUUUUUAAUAUUUUGGAGAUAUAUGAAUAUAUAUGUAUAGGCUGAAGAGUUUGGUGACAGUACAGUACAUGAAUGAGAUGAAUCUACCGUGGACUCUGUCUUUUUACAGCUCUCUAAAUAUUUAUGCCACGUGUGUCGUCUUGGUCACCUGAUGUUAGGGCUCAGAAACCUGCAGUGACUUGUUUACUUCCUGUUGGCCGUUCAAUUGGAAUCUCAACAAUCUAGUCUCAUCAGCCCCCUUUUACAUGAGUAUAUCCACUUUAUCUAAGAUGUUGUGACACACUACACGCUAUGUGAUUUUCGCAGUUAUCCAACUCCAUUAGAGUUAAAGCAAAUGCAACGUGAAUACAGCUAACUGUAUCAAACAUUAAAUGGGAGUGUAUAAUUAUUUAUCCAACCUCUGGGUUUCUUUGUUUCUGUACUUUUAAGCUACUACAACUGAUUUCUUUGAAUGAGUGGAUUGAUGCUGUUUACCAACUGGCUGUUGUUGGAGCUGACGACUUUAAAGAGGAUCAAAGCUGUGUCCCACUUCAGGCUCCGCCUCCUGCACGUGGCCGUGUCCUAUGAAGACGUGUCCUCACCUCAGACAGAUCAAAACUGAGAAAGUAACCUGACGACCAGAGCAGAGCCGGCCCGAAUCAUUAAAUAAACCAAUGAGUUGUUUUGCCCCGCCCCUCCCAGCUUAGAGGUUUUUGUAAUGGACCCAUUAAAAAAAAACCUGCCUGGACCCAAUGUGUGUAAAUCAAGUUUUUUUGUUUAGUUUUUUUACACAGACCUGGGUGUUGUCUUUAUUUAUACUUGAUGCAGCGUCCUGUGCAAAGAGUGGCGUCAUUGCACCUUUUGCUCUGUCUACAAGGGAUCGUGGGGCGCAGUGAUGCGGCUCCCAGCUUGAGAUUAGGUUCAUUUCAAAAUGGAUGUGCUAAAAGUUAAACCGCCACAGGUACGCACUUGUUUAAGUUUUACUUCUUCACUGUAAAAAUACUGUGACGGAGAACAAAAGGGGCAUAAAAGCCUCGCCGUGCGUCCUGCAGAGGCCUUCACCACGUGUCCUGCUCCAGUAUAAACAGCAGCUUAAGGAUAAAAUGAUCUUAAUACCAUUGAACGUCUGUGGGCUCAGACUCAAAGACAGUUAGACCCGGUUAGUCCAAACAGGCCCCUACCCAGCGUGAUUAGACUGAAUGUAAUUUGUGCCUGACUGGGUCCCAGGUCAGAUCUUGGUUGUUAGUAGCCAAGACGUUCCUGGAGGGUGAGGAGGGGGUCGGGGGGGGGGUCUAAUCUUGACUAGGGCUCAAAAAAUGCUUAGGGCCGGCCCUGGACCACAGGUUGUGUCGUAUGAUUCGGGCCAAAGACAGACGCCACAGUUCUCAGCUUCAUUCCCGAUUUUUACUUUGGUCAUGAAAUUUGGACCAUUAAGGAGGCGGGGCCUGUGAUGGGACACAGCUGCGAUGUCAUCACCAUUUUAUACGACUGACGGCUUCAGAAACAUUUCAUCCCCCGCCGAGAGCAGGACUGGCAAAGUGCUCGUGACAUCACUUCCUCUUCCUGCCGUGUGUCCUUUAGCUGUAAACGAGACACACCUUCCCAACGAUGACAGCGUUUCCUCUUUGUUUUGUUUCUACUGCUGAACCUGACAGGACACCUGUGCUCCUGCAGUCAGUACGAUGUAAAUAUUGUCAUAUAAGUGAAUGAAGUGUACCUGCUUUCUGUGUCGCUGACAGGAAAUGGGAGAGGGGGCAAUCAGCCAAUCAUCGCCCAGCAAAGCUUUAAGAGUGUUCUGCCAAAGCCGUUUUCUUUUAUUUACUUCUUCUGCACAAGUGUGUUUAGUUUGCAGUCACAUGACCCCCCCCCCCCCCCCCCCCCCCGCACCCCUCAAACCCCCCCCACCCCCCCAACCUGGAUGAGAUUGUCCCUCUGCCUCAGUGUGGUGGUCGUCUGUUGGACUGGUUGCCCUCACGUCUCAUACCAGGUGCACGGUACAGUCCCACCAUCAGAGACGCUCCAGACCUGUUUGUGCUUCUGGUUUCAGCCACGUCACAAAUUAAAAAAAACAAAACAGUUGAGGACGAGACUCAGCAAUCGGACUGAAAAUCUCCACCUGGUUUUUAGUUUUUCUGAAGGCUCAUAUUUUUUUUGGAGAAUCUCAGAUCUCAGUUUGCCACAGUUUUCCUUUAGGACUUCAGUGUGGAGAAGGAACUCGCUUCUUAUCCAGCCAUUGUUGCAUUUUGACUGUGUUGCUUCCUCUUCAGAGCGCUGCCUUUCUCAGAACAGCUUCCUGUAGUUGGAUAUUAAAGGAAAUCUUUGGAGAACCUUCACAUCCACUUAAAAAUUCACAAAUAAAAAAAAUGGUUCAAACGAACUGGAAUAUUACAGAUGGAAAAGUCAUAACCACUCAACAUAUAUAUCUAUAUAUUUAUAUAAUGUAUCUAUGCAUUUAUAUCAAGUAUAUAUGUGUAUAUAUAUAUAUAUAUUUAUAUAUACAUAUAUAUUAGAUAUAAAUACAUAGAUAUAUAUAUAUAUAUGGUUUCUCAGUUGAACUUCAUUGCAAAAAAGACUGAAAAAGAUUUGUUUUCUGUAAUUACUAUGAUACACAGUAAUAGGCGUUGGUGUUAUUUUUGUAUAAACAUAAUAUCAUCUAUGUGGCAUGCAUGACAUAUAUACAAAAUUGGUGGUUUAAAGCAAUAUGUCCAACCUGGUGCGAUUGGUUCUGUCGUGUUCUGUGUAGCCUAAAGCCACUUGAAAAGAGAUAUAUAUAUAAAAAAAGAGUAACUGCAUUUGGAUAAAACUAACUGUUCAGUAUAUGUGUUCAAUGUUCUGUGUUCUGCAUGUUUUAGUAUGGAAUGAAACAUCCCAAAUGUUGACGUGUUUUCCAAAUGAAAUCUCAAACACUCGCCCCAGACACAUCACAACACAACACACAGACAGACACGUGUAUUUGCACUGAGGUGAAACACACUGAGGAAAUUAAAACUGUGUGACGUCAGACGGAUGGAUUUAAUGAAAGAUGAAGAUUCUUCUUUUUGUUUCCAUCAUCUCACUUAUCAAACUAAACAGUUUACAGAUCUGUCUGCUCAUCCACCUCCUGUCCAUCCACCACACACACACACACACACACAUGCACAAACACUCAGAUUUACAGACUCUCCUGAACUCAUCACCCACUCAUCUGUGCAGUGAGAGGAGGAGGGAGAGAUGACAGUUAACAGGCCUGAAACAUUCAGCAUGUGGUUCAGGUAGGCUUCUGCUCUGCAGGUGUCAUCAUCUCAUCACAUCCAUUGAUCCACUAUCCUCCUGCUUCCCUCCACCGGCGGGGUCGGUGGGGGGGGGGGGGGGGGGGGGGGUGUGUUACUCACCUGUUAAACGUCUGUGUCCAUGUUCGAGCCCGACCGAUAUAUCAGCCGAUUUUAUCUUUCUCAAGUUUAUUUUUCAACCGUAAAAAUGUUGCAACUAAGGAUUAUUCUUAAUAUCAAUUAAUCUGCUGUUUAUUCUGUUUCAUGUUUUUGAUUGAUCAAUAUAUUGUUUCAUCCAUAAAAUAUCAGAAAAUAGUGGAAAAUGCUUGUUAUAAUUUCCCAGCACCCAAGCUGACGUGUUCAGAUUCAGAGAUUUAGAGAUCAAAGGAUGUCACAUUGAUUAACUGUUAAAAUAGCUGCAGAUUAAUUGAUCAACAAUAAACUAAAUUACUAUUUUGACCAACCAUUUUACCAGUGGUUGAAUGUGCCUCUCCUUGCUGGUCAAAGCUCCAGACUCAUGGGAUCUCUAUGUUCACGUUUAUACUUUCCAUCGGUAUCAGUCGGGCUCCAGUUCACGUCAGUGUCAGUCUGAUGGUUGAGACCAGUCUUCUUGUUUGUUGUGAUGACCUCUGCUCCCAGUCUUUGUGCUCACCUGGAGACGACAGAAAACAAGAGGAUUUCAUAAAGCGUCAGACUGUCCGUUUUAAAUCCACGUUAACAAGAAAGAAAGAUAUAUUUAUAUAUAUAUUUUACACACCUGCUCAGACAUUUAUUUUUUAUCAGGUUGUAGAAACUGAAAUGUUGACAGCAUUAAAGUGGAGGUGGAUGUUGCUCUUUGUGCUCACGUUAAAGUGCACAGAGCAAGUAGAGAUGAAUAGUUUGGUAAAUCAGCCUGGAUUCUUGUUGAUUAUUUACUGUAUAUAUUUUCUGUCUAAAUGCUGUUUCAAAGCCUUCUCCAUGUUGCCACCAACACAUCUCUUGCGAGGACAUACUAAAUGAAUUAUUUUUGUAGUCAGAUUCACAUACUGUAGUCUAUAUGAGUCUAAAAGUACCAGCACUGUGCUACGUUCAUGUCAUACCAGAAUUACCAUAAUUACUAGUUUCCUAGUUCACGUAAACAUCCGAGUCGAAAUGACUCUGAUAAUGAGUCUGGCGCCAAAUUUCAUGGGAAAAUAAACAAAGAUGAGGAAGCUUCAUUUUAUCCAAUCUCCUUUGUUCAAGGUGAUUAAACCUAAAUUUAAUGGACAUAGUGUUUUAAUGCUGUGUUGUUAAUGUACAAGAAUAUUUUCAAAUGCUACCAUCCGUCCCAAAUGACAUGAAUGCAGCAUUGGUGUGUCGCUCCUCUUAUUGGAUGGAUUGACAUUAAAUUUGGCACAAACACUCGUGGUUGUCAGAGGACGAAUCCUAAUGACUUUGGUGAUCCUCAGUGUUUUCCUUCAGUUCACAUUUUGGGUUGUGAGUGAAACGUCUCAACAUCAACAUCAACAUGUCUCAACAACACACACUCAUGUCCCCCCUGUUAAUGAACUGUAACAGCCUUGAGGAUGCAUAUAGUGCCAUCAUCAGGUCAAGAUUUAAUUCAUCCAGUAUUUUGGUUUAUAAUCAAAUACCUGCAAAACGACAUUCCAAUCAGCCUCAGCUCACUUAGUUUGUCCAGGGCUAAUUAGCAGAUGUCAGCAUGCCAUCGAUAGCAUCUUCGCAUGUUGAACGCUCUGCUCGUUGCUGAAAUACAGAGGAUGUGACCUCAGUGUCUUCAGUUGUAUCUUGGGUCCUGUGUGGCUGAUUGUGAGCCUCAGCAGUGAUUUGUUUGUGAGCCAAAAUAAAAACUUCCUGUGCUUCCCUGUAUGUGUGUGUGUGUGUGUUGGUUUGUGUGUUUGCUGUGUGUGUGUGUGUGUGUGUGUGUGCUGUUGUUGGUGUCAGCCGGGCUGCUGGGUGCUCGGUGAGGGUGUGAUUCCUCAGUGUGUGUGUGUGUGUGUGUGUGUGUGUGUGUGUGUGUGGGUGGGUGUCACCUUCUCCCUCGUUCGCUCUCAUCCUGUCUGUCUCUAUCGAACAUCCUCCUCCUGUUUGCUUCGAUCUAUGCAACAGAAUCCUCCAGUUCGGCUCCAGUGGUUCAUUUGGUUUCUCACUUUCUCUCCCUCUCACUCUGUCUCCGUCUUUAUCUGCUUUUUAUUUUUCAGUUCCUUCUACAAACAGAACCACGAUACCUGUACAUUGAUGUAUGUGAGUGUGUGUGUGUGUGUGUGUGUGUGUGUGUGUGUGUGUGUGUGUGUGUGCGUGUGUGUGCGCGUAUGUACAACAGGUGCACACACACACAUGUUGUUUUCUUUACUCUUUUGUAAGAUAUGAUCAUGUGGAAUGCUUUGGUCUUAGUGUCAUGUCGUUUGAACUUAAGCUGAACAAAAGAUGAUAAUCAAGCAACUGAGUAAAAGUUGUUACAUAAGUAUAUAUAUAUAUAAUAUAUAAAUAUAUAUAAAUAUAUACAAAUCUAUAUACAUAAAAUAAAGCCAUUGGAAUUUGAAAUAAA